UCAGUCUUACCCAAAGGCUUAUUCAUCCAUUCAAUGAUGACAAGAUAUUAAGAGAGGCAGCAAUGGCAGGGGAAGUAAGAGGAAUCAAAGAAUCCCUCUACCCAAUAAUAAGCCAACUAUCAAACGCCCGAAGACAAAGUGAGGCUUUAAGUUGCAGUAAUGCCCAAAGACAAAGUGAGGAGGCUUUAAGUUGCAGUAAUGCCCAAAGACAAAGUGAGGCUUUAAGUGACAGUAACGCCCAGAGACAAAGUGACAGUAAUGACCAGAGACAAAGUGAGGCUUUAAGUGACAGUAAGGUGAAGAAGUUGUUCGAGCAUAUAGAACAGAGUCUCAAAAGUUUGGUGGAUGUCUUAGAUCCAACAAAGAAAUUGGAAAAAGAUGUAGAAGAAUUCUUGCAGAAUAUUGCCAGGCAAAUUGACACCAUGCUGCAAAACAUUAGCGUAACUAUAGAAACAAACCUUGAAAAACAAUUAAAGGAAAUUGCAGAUCAAGCAGAUAGCAAUCUUGACAACAUGAAGAAGAAAAUGAAAGUAGCCUUUGAAUCUGAGCAAGAGCCAAUAAAAGCCACAGAGAGUGCACCACCAACUGGAAGCAGCAUUAAUAAUGAAAAGCCAUCAUCCUCAAAUGCUAAGUUGGGUAAUGAAGAACAAAGGGGAGAAUCUAGCAAGUAUUAUGAGAAGAAGGAAGUAUUGGCAAGGCUGAGAAUGACCAUUGAUGAACUUGAUCUCCAAAUCCAGCAUUGCUUCUUCUGUUUGGGUGUGUUUCCAGAGAACUCUGUUAUCAAGAAAAGGCUCUUGAUAUACUUGUGGAUAGGUUGGGGGAUAGUAGCUCCUGUUAAGAGUAUCACAGCUGAGGAGGUUUCAGAAAGAUGUUUCAAUGAGCUUGUGAUCAAAGAUUUAGUCCAACCAAUCUAUAAGAAACACAGACAGGUUGUGGACAGCUGCAGAAUAAACUCAAAUAUAAGACAAGUGAUGAUUUCUGAAGCUGAGAAACGUCGCUUCUUUUUAUCAGAAAGUGUAACAGAUAAAAUCUUAAAAGAUAUCAUCUCUGAACCUACGCUGUUGACACAAGGAUCAUUGAGAGUGGUGAGAUACAGCAAGAAAGAUUCACUAGCACUAGUGAACAUCAAUGAGCAAUACCUGCAAUUCAAAAUUAAUGUAGAAGAUCAAACCAACAGCGAGGAUGAAGCUACAAAGAUGGACAACUUUGCCGUGCUGCAACUGGGGAGGUGGGAGAGUGAGGGGGAGAAGCCACCACAUACUGAAAUGGAGAGCAUUGAGUUCUUGAGGAACUUGGGGGAUGAGAACAAGUCAGGGUAUAUAAGUUCAGUGAGUUCACAUUUCUUAAAGAAACAGAACAUGCUGGGGUAUCUAAGCUUGCAUGGUAUUUCUAGGAUAACAGAGCUUCCUGAUACUAUAGGCAAGUUGGGUAGUUUGAUUAUAUUAGAUCUCAGGGCGUGUCAUAACUUGGAGAGGUUGCCUAAAGAUAUGGCUUCUUUGAAGAAGCUGACACACUUGGACGUAUCCAACUGCUACUUGUUGGAUCAGCUACCGAAAUCUAUUGCCUCACUUCCCAGUCUGCAGGUGCUUAAGGGGUUCGUGAUGGGUAACUCAAGAAGUAAAGAUCCAUGCAAGCUCAGGGAUCUGCCAGCGAAGCUGACGAAGAUGAGGAAGCUGAGCUUUACUGUGUCUGCAGGGCAAGAGCAUAUGAAGUCGGAGUUUGAAAAAUUAAAAGAGUUCACAGCACUGAGAUCACUAACCAUAACAUGGGCAGUGGAGGAUGAUCAGUCCAAAGAUGAUGGUUCUGAUAAUCAGAAAAAAGAGUCAAGUCCAGCUGAUAAAGAACAAGGUUUUGCUGACAUGACUAUUCCUGUCCAACUUGAGAAGCUUGAUAUCAGAGCCUUCCCAAAAAAAGAGACUCCUCAAUGGCUGUUGAGCCCAGACUUGAAGAAGUUGGAGAGAUUGUACAUCAGGGGAGGGAAGCUAGUGAGUUUUGGUGAACAUAUGAGCAGUCAGACUGUUCAGGUCUUGAGGCUUAGAUUUUUAAAGGAUCUUUCAGUUGAAUGGAAGACAUUACAUGAGAAAUUUCCAAGUCUUAAAUAUCUGGAAGUCUACGAAUGUUCCAAGCUUGAAGAAAAUUUCAAAGAGUUCUUGGAUGUUGAUGGCUUGUGGAAGAAAAAGUGAAAUGUGUGUUUAAUUUAAUAUAUUUGUAUGUAUUUGUGUGCAUCUCCCAAAUGAAUAAUGAUGUAAAACUUUUAAA
Messenger RNA from Dioscorea cayenensis subsp. rotundata (Guinea yam), 2259 nucleotides. Its product is annotated as disease resistance RPP13-like protein 4. The record is from RefSeq and is a predicted model, not a curated record. The coding region runs from base 63 to 2183 and encodes 706 amino acids. NCBI's taxonomy places the organism in Eukaryota, Viridiplantae, Streptophyta, Magnoliopsida, Dioscoreales, Dioscoreaceae. The transcript has 3 exons.